Molecule: messenger RNA, 1363 nt
Organism: Penaeus indicus
Lineage: Eukaryota; Metazoa; Arthropoda; Malacostraca; Decapoda; Penaeidae
Exons: 6
Coding region: 434-1363 (309 amino acids)
Source: RefSeq, a predicted model, not a curated record
CGGAAAGAGCGCUACGACAGGGCGGCAGCGCUCGCCCACUCACGCACGCACGCUCGCCUGUCCUGUUCAUCCGCUCGGAUGAUCACGCGCGCGCACAGCAUUUUGUUUUUCGGUCAUGCGGUAUUGGUCCCGUGUCAGCAUGGUGCUUAGUGAAAUCCUGUGAGGGAAGGAAAGGAAAACCAGGCCAGCACUGGCUGUGAAGGAUUCACAGUACGACGUCCGAAAGGAUACUCGGGAUAUAACGGCUGUGACCUGUCAUUAAACGACUGUUAUUGUAUUUGACAGAACGAUGCAAUCAGAAAAAAUAACGGAAGUGUCCUCCCGGCGAAAGCUAACAUACAAGUGAAAGAGACAAUCAGACAUCAUCAUUUUUUAUCAUUUUACCACUAACUUCUUUGAAAAGUCCAUCGCAGUUUUCACAGAACUUUCCGAGAUGAGGUCAAAGCUGUGGUGGUGGCUGUGGGCGGUCGCUUUGGUGGGCGUGGCAAGACCCGCUCAUGCAUUCACACUCGAGGGCUACUUCAAGGUUCUUGCUCUGGCUGCCAAGAAGAGGGAUGUCUGGAGGAAGAUUUUCUUAGGGAAAGACCUGGGCUUCGACGUCUCGCCCUGGCUCUUCAAGGACAGGGUGAAGCCACCAUACGUGCCCGUGCUCACCAGUUUCCCUCGGUCGCCCUUCUUCGGGCACUACACCGGUGAGAGGAAUCCUGCCCCCCAUUCCCCUUCCAGCUCUUCCUACACUUUCUACGACGGGCAAAUAUCGAUGCCAAAUGCCAGGAGGUACUACACGUAUCCUACAGCAAGAAGAGGCUGGGGAGGAGGAGGAGGAGGAGGAGGAGAUGGUGGUGGUUGGUGGCAAGGCAUGGCGGCGUUCCAAGGUCUUCAGAGGAAUGACGUCAUUGGCCAACAUUACCUCAAAGGCUCGGCAGAAGGAAAUCCUACGCAAAUCCGAUAUCACAGGGCCACCACAGAGGACAUAUUGGAGGGAGAGCAGCACCUUCGACGGAGAAGGUCGCCUUCUCGAGCAGAGGUGAAGGAAUCUCCAGAUACUCGUAGCAGAUUUCAGGAUUUCACAAGUGGUCACAGAUACACAAGAAAUGUUCUUUUCACUGUAAUUUUCCUCUACAGGAUUACCCUUUACCCAUGUCCAGUCCAUUCCAAUAACAUUGAGUUACAGUCUUAUCAAGAUAGAGGGCAGACUUCACAAAAUCUAAGAGCCAAGGUCAAAGUAAUGCACCAAGCAACUCUAGUCAGGGUUAAAGUAACCCUUUAUAUUGAAGCUACCAUUGACCUACAAAUGACACUUGGUAUGUUCCAUCCACAAAGUGGAAAUCUUAAAUACACAAGCUCCAUUCCCUUUCUCUGA